AUGUACAAGACGGUGAGACACGGCGAGAACAGUCUGCAGUACACUAUCCUUCCGCAGACGGAGGAGGUGUUAAAUAACAGCGGUUUAAAGGGAAAGGGACGAGAUUACAGCCCUUCAAUACACGUGCGGCGAUCCCGAAGAAGAUCUACGCUAAAAUAUGUUCUACUUAUAGUGUUCGGAAUUAUAAUCGCGCUCGCCUUAGCAUCUGUUCCACUUUAUGUUAUUGACGAUGCCUUAUACGCUCAAAGAAGCUUGCAAGACCAUCAUGAAGUCAUUACUACCGCACCUCUUACUCCAGCUGGUCAAAUAGUAAAAUCACGCAAAAAAGAACUGAAAAUUCUACCCGAAUUACUAUCAUCGACUGAACCCAAACUGGAUAGUACGACGUCACGAUCAACUGUUACUUCUACUAGUGUGCCAUCAACUAUAGUCCCUAAUAAAGCAACAACGCCGCCAUGGAAUAUGCCUGCUUUAAGGUCCUGGAAAGGUUUUAUUCCUUCUACGACGCUGCGGCCUAUUCCUACGGAAAUUAUUGAGCGAAAUCCGCUUAUUGGCACACUAUCUGGCAAUGUACGUUUGUUAGAUAAUUAUAUGUCAGUAAAACCGUGGGAGAAGGACAUUAUAAUAAGACCAACACUCACCCCUGAGCCAAUCACAAUUCGAAACGUUUUCAAAUAUUAUUCCCGUCCGCUUGUUACUUCAGAUAAAACAGUUACAAUUAAUUCGAAGUUAUUCGAUGACGUAUUGAUUACAACUAGAGCGACUACAACGCUGCCCCUAGUAACCACAGAGUCGACGACAACACUACUGUCAGUAGAUGAAGAUGAUGAAUUUAAAGAAUCAUUAGAGGUGGACGAGGUAUUUUCCCUGCCUCCAUUGAAACCAGAAUCGGCGGUUCCAAUAAGCGAUUCUGAUGAGGUGACCGUCUCAAAGGCAGGUGGCAGUGGCUGGUACGGAGCACACUGGCCUUUCGUUGACACAUUGUCCUAUUUCCAAUGGACGGGUUAUUUUCUGAAUCUUCUGCUGCCCUUGUUGGUAGCGGCGAUGUCAUCGAUCAUUCUGGUGCUACUUCUUGCAAUCGCCGUGCGAAGCAGGAAGAGGACAACUACCGCUUCAGCGCAAAUUGGGAAGUUAACCGCCGACCUUCAAGAAGACGACAACACCAACCUGUUGCAAGCUGAAAACCCAGAGGAAGCCGAGGAGUGA
Messenger RNA from Parnassius mnemosyne (clouded apollo), 1206 nucleotides. The record is from the annotation of a GenBank genome assembly. NCBI's taxonomy places the organism in Eukaryota, Metazoa, Arthropoda, Insecta, Lepidoptera, Papilionidae.